Zeugodacus cucurbitae (melon fly) is the source of this 2038-nucleotide messenger RNA. RefSeq names its product tetratricopeptide repeat protein 39B. Gene Ontology annotation, molecular function: protein binding. The record is from RefSeq and is a predicted model, not a curated record. The transcript has 10 exons. NCBI's taxonomy places the organism in Eukaryota, Metazoa, Arthropoda, Insecta, Diptera, Tephritidae. The coding region runs from base 59 to 1987 and encodes 642 amino acids.
CGCUGGCUCAUAAAAUCGACUAUAUCUCCGACCAUUCUUUGAAGUCCGUUGCAGUUAAAUGGUUAGAAACGGUUUGUUUCCGGGCGGCUGUCAUGACCCUGGGUGUGAGGCAGUAAUUUAUAGCUGGAGGUUACUGCAGCUAUUUGAAAUGCUGCCAAAGAAAGAUACACAAAUGGCGCAAUUGAGGUCUGACACCAAUUUUCCCCAAAGUUCGCUAGGACACAACAGUGCAAAUACAAGUGGAGCGAAUGCAGUGCACGCAAAUUUGGAAGAUGAGGAGGAGGGUGAGUUCUUCGAUGCCAUCAGUGAACCAGAAGACUUUAAAGAAUUUGAAAUGGAUUUAGAAAAUGCGCUGGAGGAAGCCAAAUUGGCCAUUUGCUAUUUCUUCAACAACAAAUUCGAUGAAGCACGUUCACUGAUGCAACCAUACGCGCAUAGCAGCAUGUACCACUCAAUGGGCCACGCUGUCUUUAUAUUCCUCGAAGCGAUAUUAACAUUUGAGCAGCGACACAUUGCCGAAGCCGGGGAUGAGUUGAAGAAAUGCUUAAAUGUAUGCCAACGUUACAAGCGCAAAAACACGAUUACACAGUCCAUCGGGAAGAAAUUCAAGCGGACGAACUACACCCAAAUCUCCGAUUUGGAAGCACACGCUGAAUUGUGUUAUGCGGAGGCGUUACUCCUACGUGCACUACUCACAUUCAUUGAGGACGAGACUUUGACGAGUUUGAUACGCGGCGGUAUGAAGAUACGACAUUGUUACAAUAGCUACAAAGAGUGCGCUCAAAUACUUACACGAAGACAAUGGGAGUCGAAUGUAUCCAAGGUGCAUUUCGAGAGCGGUGUGCGCAUGGGUGUUGGUGCAUUUAAUUUAAUGAUCUCUCUACUACCUUCAGGUGUUAUAAAAGUCUUGCAGUUCAUAGGAUUCUCUGGAAAUAAGACUGCGGGUCUAGCUGAUCUCAACACCGGCUAUCGGUUAUCCGGUUUACGUCAAGUGCUUUGUGCAAUGACCUUGCUUGGCUAUCACCUUAUAGUAUGUUAUGUGUUAAGUCAUCAAGGAGGUGAUCUAGAACUGUGCCAUAACAUCCUUGAGGAACAAUUACUUUUAUAUCCGCAGGGUGUGUGGUUUCUUUUUUUUAAGGGACGACUAGAAUUCAUGAAGGGUAAUUUGGAUGAAGCGCAGUAUUGGUACAAAAAAUCAUGGAAAUCACAAAACGUCUGGACACAGUUCCAUCAUCUCAGUUUUUGGGAGUUAUUGUGGGUAAACUGUUUGAAGCUGGACUGGCGGGAGGCGAAAUUGUACGCCAGCUAUUUAGUGGAGCACAGCAAAUGGUCUCGUACGAUUUACUCCUAUCAGCAAGCGGCUGUAAUGCUAAUGAACGAUGAUCUCGACGACAAUGAGCUGGAAACCGUUGAGUCUCUAAUGCAUGAUACACCAAAGUAUAAGCAAAGGAUCGCCGGAAAAUCACUACCUAUGGAGAAAUUCAUUUGUAAGAAGGUGGCGCGAUAUUUUGCGCAAAAUCAUUACCUCUGUCUUCCAGCUGUUGAGCUGAUGUUUGUCUGGAACGCAUUCAAAGUGCUUAGCAAAAAUUAUCAGCUAGCUGACGGUAUUUUUCGCUUAAUCGAACACAAAAUGGCACAGUUGGGCCAUAAAAACGGGAGUGAUAUUUAUGCAUAUGAUAAUCAAGCAUUGUGUUUUUUAUUACGUGGCGCUUGCUAUCGACAAAUGAAGCAGCCAUUCCUCGCAUUGCAAGAUCUUGAAGCGUGCAUGAACUUGCAAAGUCAAAUCAAAGAAGACACAUAUUUGAUAGCCUACGCCUGCGUGGAAUCGGGACUGGUGCAUGCAGACGAACAAAAUUAUGAAUUGGCUAUCACCACAAUUGAGGAAGCGAAGAAGAAAUACACUGGCUUUUCGCUGGAGUCACGCCUACAUUUCCGCAUACAUGCUGCGCUUAUGGAAUUUAAGGAAAAAAUGAACUUUAAACAUUAAGUUGGAAAAUUGAAAUAAACAUAUUUAUGGAGAUUUGGUUAAAAAAUUAAA